AUGGGUUGCGUCAGGUCUGGCCGGAAUCGUGACGGAGGGGUAGAUCCUCACCGAGCGAACUUAAAGAACGGGGCCAGGCUGUCGGGCGCCGGUGAGGAUGUAAAAAUCGAGGGAAAUGUCGACGACGACAGAGAUGACGAAGAGUCAGCGCCGAGCUCCAACGACGGCGACGGAAGUGAUUCCGUCGGGAGCGAAAGCGACGGACAGCCGAGCCCCGAGAGGAAGCGGAAGAAGGUGAUGAAACCCCGGAACCACCGCCGGGGCUCUCAGGAAAACCUUCUCAGAUCGUGUUCAAACGACGAGCAAGAGCACGAUUUGGACGCUUGUCCAGGUUUGCCGCCCACCGACGGCCACCUGCCGCGUCCGGCGUCCUCCGAAUCCUGCCCACCGUCAUUGGGCGGCCCUACGUCUGGGCCCGGGUCCAGUGGCGGCAGUAGCAGCAAUAGCUACGGGGACGACGCUCCGGCGCCCGUUGCCGCCAGCAUCCUGCCCACCAGUGCCCGAAACAAGGGUUCCUCCUCGGAAGAGGAAAUUGUUUUCGACAAGAACGACGGUCAGUUUGACACCAUCAAACGACGCAAGAAGAAGAAGGUUCUGCUGGACUUUUCGAGCGACUCGGAGAUUCGCUCUGUAAAACAGGCGACGUUUUUGGAGACGGAGCGGAAGCGUCAUUCCGGCGGGGAAUUGGAAGUAGUCGCCUCUGUGGAAUUGGCGACGGAUUCCCCCAAGGACUGCGCUCACAAACUCGACACUGACGACAUCGCCACAAAACCGACGUCUUCCUCGUCGUCGACGUCGUCUUCGAAAAAGCAUCGCGACAGCGGGUUCAUCGGCAGCUCUGACGACCUUCUCGCCAUUCGCGCGUCUCGAUCAAACUCUGCUUCCCCGGCUGCAUCCGACGACAGUCAUUCCUCCAACAAAUCAUCGGCGUCGACGUCGUCGAGUGACGUCCCUGACGUUGUCGACAGUGAGCAAAAGACGGCGGCGGCGUCGUCGUCUUCGUCGUCGUCGGCGGUGUCGAGAAAGGACAGCUUCAACAACUGGAGCUCGGAUGAGGAGACCAACUUGAUGAUGUCUCGGAUGCGAGCCUUUUUCAAGAACAUGAUCAGCUCUGCGAACAAAGACGCGUCGGCGAGGGGCGUACCGAAAGUUAAGCCUCCGCAGCUGGUGAAUUUUGAGCAUAGGCUGACGAGUUUGAUGAAGACCGUGCCUGGGAUCAAUGAUGAACAGGUGAAGGAAAUUGUGGAAUACCUGAGCAGCGAGGACACGUGGAGCGAUUCCUACGACUCGUCGGAUUACACCAGUUCCGACCUGGAAGGGGCUUGCGCGAGUGUCGCAGUUGCAGAGCGUCCCGAAGAUUUGCAACACCAGAUUUCAGCCAGUUGUCAGGAGAUCAUCGAGCAGUUCGACGGGGCUGUCGGGAAGCCGCACAAUUCACCGCCGUCACCCACGACGACGUUGUCGACGUCGACACUGGCGACAACUGCGGCGGACUUUGUCCCGCCGUCGCCAGGCGGCGCCUCUGGCGGCGAUCAUUCUCCGCCGAUGUUUGCGCGCGUCAUGCAACACAUUGGCACGAGACUAGUCGCCCUGAUGCACGAGGUGUCGGAAACGGGCAGCGAGCACAGUGAGGACUUUUGGGCGUCCAACCAGCUCGUCACGUCGUCCCCGAAGCCCGUGCCGGCGUCCAUCAAAACCAACGCCGUCGACUCUCAAUCCGACGACGAAGAUGGCGUCACACCCAAGGCGUCCCCGUGUUCCACUCUCAAAACAGCUCUCAACACUCCGUCCUCGUCCAUGUUCUACUCGUCAUUUUCUCCCAAUGGCACCCCGAAGGCGUCCCCGCAUUCCACGCUCAAGACACCGAUUCCAUCUUCUGCGGACGCCGUUGUGGCUGUGGCUGUUGAGGCGACGACUAAACCCGCGGCGGCUGCUGCUGCUGGCGCCGCCGCGGCUGUUGUGACACCCGUGGUCGGUGGUGGGGGUGAGAGUGCGAGUGAAGGCGCCGGUGUUUCUGCGGCGCCUUCGUUGUCAUCGUCGUCUGGCACUGGGUCUGAAGUGACGAUCGUGGAGAAGCCGAUUAUUUUGGACGCCUCUCUGCUGGCGUCGUUGAAGGCGGCUGCCAUUAUUGGGCCGAUUGACGACCCCGAUGCGCCGCCGCCGCGUGAGCGAUACGUUGGCGACCCCGAGGAAGAACUGGCGCUCAUCAACUCUCUCAAGUUGAGCGAAGAUGCUGACAGUAAGUCUGGAUAUCAACCUUCGUGGUUGACCGAAGGUCGGAAGAAAGGUCGCACUGGUUGGAGGGUCGGACUCGGGGCAGCCAAAAGGUUCAAGUCCAAGAGUCAGGACGCUUUGGUUGUCAAGGCUGAAAAAGAAGCUGCUGCUGGCUCAGCAUCUGGGGAUGAACUGGACUCUCCUGUUCGCAAGACGCCGCAAAGCACGUCUCGUCUGCCAGCACUCAUCAGCCGCCACCGGACAUCCGCCGCGUCGCCGGUCGCCGUCGAAAGCCGCCAACGUCCGACUCCGACUCAUCAACCCGCUGAUAAAGUCUCAGUCUUUGGUUUCAUGAGUGCGUCGCCGGCGUCUGCGAAAAACACCGCCUCUUCCUCAGUGUCGCCGGCCAGUGUUUCCGUGCCUGCCAAUACACCGGCAGUGCGACUCACUCCUGCCACAGUGACGAUGACGAGUAAUUCGGGUUCGGGUCCAGUGUCGUCGUCGGGGACGUCGUCGGGCACGUCGACACCGACGGGGGUUCGAUCCGCGAGGUACAGGCCCAUGGGUGAACAGGCGAGUCCGGCGAUGACGCCCAAGAAUGCCGAGGGUCAAGAGUCGUCUUUGUUGAGGAGGGGCAGAGCUGGGCCUGGGUCGUCUGGGAACAAGUUGACCUAUUCUGUGCAAGGAACUGGAUCACCGAAACCGCGGAGUUCCGCAGCUUUGGCGCGACUGACCUCGCCUGCUUUGUCUGUCAUCUCCAAGACUUUGACCCCACCUGAAAGUCCUGCGGCUUCUUCCAGGGGCAGCGAUGGAAGCGUCGGCACCAGCAGUCCUCCGAUGUCUCCCCGCAAGAUCUCCACCAUGUCUGCCCCAGCUGUCAUCAGUCCCGCCUGGUCAGAGUCCGAGUCCGAAGACCUGGACAGAUACUUCGCAUAUCAACGAGGAAAAUCUUCGGUCCGAGAAGAGAGCAUGAGUGUCAACUCGACGCUCAGCGACUUGUCAGGUUUCACCGUCACCAACAUUGUUCCAGUGAAGGGCGAGGUUCAGUUUUCCGUCCAAUUCAACGAACAGGGAACCAACUUGGAGAUACACAUCAAGCAGUGUCGAGAAUUGGCUGCUGUCGAUUUGCGGAGGAAUCGAUCCGACCCGUACGUGAAAGUUUACCUUCUUCCGGACCGGACAAAAACUGGGAAGCGGAAGACAAAAGUGAAGAAGCACACUUUGAACCCGAUCUUUGACGAAGUGCUUCGAUUUCCAGGAACGCUGGAAGACUUGAUGGCAAGGACGCUGUCAUUGUCCGUAUGGCACAGUGAUAUGUUCGGCAGGAAUGACUUUCUUGGGGAAGUGACGCUGCCAUUGAAGUUGACUGAUCUGGCGAACCCCAUACCCAAGUGGUACAAGUUGCAAGAGAAGUUGCCAUCAAACGACGAUGCGGCGUUUUUCAAAGGGAGUCUCAUAGUGGCGCUGAAGUUCGUGCCUGCUGGCGGGUCGCCGUAUGGACUGGCGUACCUGGGCGGCCCACCGCCAGGUACGUCAGAGCGUGGUAUUGAUGUGCCGCCGCAGCUGGCCACGCCGCCAUUCUCACCACCUCCUGCCGGCACCGGCACUCUCCACGUCCUAGUCAAGGAAGGCCGCGACGUUGUCGGCGCCAGAUCUGGCGUCCCACUUGAUGCCUUCCUCAAAUGUUGGUUGUUGCCCGAUCGGAGUCAGAAGCAAAAGAGUUCGCCUGUGAAGCGUUCUAGCAGUCCAAAUUGGAAUCACACGUUUACUUUUGGCAACGUCACCCUGUCAGAUUUGCGGGACCGCUCAGUGGAGAUCACUGUUUGGGAUCAUGACCGUCUGACUUCCAAUUCAGUGAUUGGAGGAGUGCGAUUCAACUUGGGCACAGGGAAACAUUUCGGUCGUCCAGUGGACUGGAUGGAUGCCCGAGGUGAGGAAGAGGCCUUGUGGAGGAGUAUGAUGGAACGUCCAGGGCUGUGGGUGCAAGCGUGCUUACCUCUGCGAUGCACUUCUUCUGAAAAACUCUCCCAGCAUGCAUGAGGAAUAGAAUUUCUCCUUUUUUAGCAGUGGAACCAAGAACUCAGUGAGAUCAAAAGAAAUUUACUUUGGCUGGCCAAAAUCCUUUGGAGAUGGAGUAGGAGAUUUAGUUCGGGGAAUUGUUGUUGUGCCAAUUUUUCCCUAGCUAUUCUGGUAUUGUGAUCUGAAUAUUUCUUCAAAUGAUGUUUUCAGUUUCUGUUGAUUCUUGCAUUAUUUUCUUAAAUUUGGAGUGGUCUUUUACUUUUUCUUGCGUUAAUGUCUUACGGAAUCCUUGCCUUACAUAGGCAAUGAAGUGGAUGAGAAAUUGUUGGGCCUAAUUUCUUCCAAAGCUAUGCUGCGUUUGAAUGGUUGAAAUAUAUUUGUUCGUCGUUUUGCAAUAAAGUGGGGGAAUGUUCUCAAAAA
Messenger RNA from Notodromas monacha, 4653 nucleotides. Lineage: Eukaryota; Metazoa; Arthropoda; Ostracoda; Podocopida; Cyprididae. The record is from the annotation of a GenBank genome assembly.